AUGAGGCAUAAUGGUGUUUAUAUGAUCAAUCCUGAUGGCCUGGGAUCGUUUCAAGUCUAUUGUAUUAUGAACAGAGACAGAGGAGGCUGGACCGUGUUUCAAAGAAGACAAGAUGGAAGUCAAAAUUUCUUCCUUGGAUGGUCAGACUACAAAGCAGGCUUCGGUGAUCUUAACGGGGAGUUCUGGCUGGGCCUUGAUAAAAUACAUCGUUUGUCCAAAUCUUGUCAAAAUGUUCUAAGAGUUGAUUUGAUGGAUUUCAAUGGCACCGAGGCUUACGCUAAAUAUGGGACGUUUAGUGUUGCUUAUGAAUCAGACAAAUACAGAUUGAAUAUUGGAAAUUAUUUGGGUAAACCACACUCUUGGUAA
Dendronephthya gigantea is the source of this 366-nucleotide messenger RNA. Its product is annotated as fibroleukin-like. Bases 1 to 366 code for a protein of 121 amino acids. The transcript has a single exon. The record is from RefSeq and is a predicted model, not a curated record. Lineage: Eukaryota; Metazoa; Cnidaria; Anthozoa; Malacalcyonacea; Nephtheidae.